Messenger RNA from Dipodomys ordii (Ord's kangaroo rat), 2595 nucleotides. RefSeq names its product nuclear factor of kappa light polypeptide gene enhancer in B-cells inhibitor, zeta (gene Nfkbiz). The transcript is spliced from 11 exons. Gene Ontology annotation, cellular component: nucleus. Bases 12 to 1877 code for a protein of 621 amino acids. The record is from RefSeq and is a predicted model, not a curated record. Lineage: Eukaryota; Metazoa; Chordata; Mammalia; Rodentia; Heteromyidae. Gene Ontology annotation, biological process: regulation of gene expression. Gene Ontology annotation, molecular function: DNA binding; POU domain binding.
CUGAGCCCCAUAUGGGAGUUGGCAGGCAGCAGAGAGGGCCCUUUCAAGGUGUUCGUGUGAAGAACUCAGUGAAGGAACUCUUGCUACACAUCCGAAGUCAUAAACUGAAGGCCUCUGGCCAAGUGGCGGAUGAUUUUAAGACACAAAGUGUGAACAUUGGACAGUUAACAGAAUUGAAGAACACAGGAUUGUAUAGUGGGAAAAGAAAAGGGCCUGAUUUUCUCUCUGAUGGACCAGCUUGUAAAAGGCCAGCUCCACUGCACACUCAGUUUUUGACACCACCUCAAACACCAACACCUGGGGAGAGCAUGGAAGAUGUUCAUCACAAUGAAUCCAAACCGGACAGCAGUGCCGAUCUGCUUCAGAACAUUAUAAACAUUAAGAACGAAUGCAACCCAGUUUCCCUGAACACAGUCCAGGUUAGCUGGAUGAGCCCUGUGGUGCCUCAGAGCUCUCCCCAGGAGCAGGAGCAGGACUUCCAUGGAAGGCAGGUCUUCCCUCCACCUCAGAAGUAUCAACCAUUCCAAGUCAGCAGCUCCCCACAAGUGAUGGAUCAGGCUUCCAUGUACCAGUAUUCUCCACAGAACCAGAGUGUACAGCAGCAGCAACAGCAGCCGCAGCCCUAUACCCAUAACCCAACUCUGGAAUACAGUCCUUAUUCCAGAACUUCACAGUCCCCCAACUAUGAACCAAACCUCUUUGAGGGUCAGGAACCACAGUUCUCAAACCAGAGCUUUGUGUCCCUUCUGAAUGGUCUUGGAAACGCCGAGAAUAUUGCCAUUCCCAGUCAGCUGUCUCCCAGUGUCCAGCAACAAAAUGAUGCUCACCUGCAGAACUUCAGCCUGGUGCCCAACAGUGCCUGUGAGGCCACGGGGGCUCACGAUGCGGCCUCAGCCACUUCAAACACCUCAUUGCCGUUCCUGAACAUGAUCGGAAAUCCCAUGAACGCCACACAGUUAGGGAAGUCAUUUUUUCAGUGGCAAGUAGAGCAGGAAGAGAACAAAUUGGCCAACAUCUCCCAAGACCAGCUUCUAUCAAAGGAUGCCGAUGGUGACACGUUCCUCCAUAUUGCUGUUGCCCAAGGGAGAAGAGCACUUUCCUAUGUUCUUGCAAGAAAGAUGAAUGCACUUUGCAUGUUGGAUAUCAAAGAGCACAAUGGGCAGAGUGCCUUGCAGGUGGCAGUGGCUGCCAAUCAGCAUCUGAUUGUGCAGGAUCUUGUGAACCUUGGGGCCCAGGUGAAUACCACAGACUGCUGGGGAAGAACGCCCCUGCAUGUCUGCGCUGAGAAGGGCCACUCCCAGGUGCUGCAGGCAAUCCAGAAGGGAGCAGUGAGGAGCAAUCAGUUUGUGGAUCUUGAGGCAACUAAUUAUGACGGCCUGACUCCUCUCCAUUGUGCAGUGAUAGCUCACAAUGCUGUGGUGCAUGAACUCCAGAGAAAUCAACAGCAUCAUUCUCCUGAAGUUCAGGAGCUCUUACUGAAGAAUAAGAGUCUGGUUGACACCAUUAAGUGUCUGAUUCAAAUGGGAGCAUCAGUGGAAGCAAAGGAUCGUAAAAGUGGUCGCACAGCCCUGCACUUGGCAGCUGAAGAAGCAAAUCUGGAACUCAUUCGCCUCUUUCUGGAGCUGCCCAGUUGCCUGUCUUUUGUGAACACUAAGGCCUACAAUGGAAACACUGCCCUCCAUGUGGCUGCAAGCCUGCAGUAUCGGGUGACACAGCUGGAUGCAGUCCGCCUCCUGAUGAGGAAGGGCGCUGACCCCAGUACUCGAAACUUGGAGAACGAGCAGCCAGUGCAUUUGGUUCCCGAUGGCCCCGUAGGAGAACAGAUCCGACGUAUUCUGAAGGGAAAGUCCAUUCAACAGAGAGCACCACCAUAUUAGUUCCAUUAACUUGGAGCAUGGUUAGCGACACUCACUGUCAGUUAGGCAGUCCUAAUGUAUCUGUACAUAGACCAUUUGCCCUGUAUUGGCAAAUGUAAGUUGUUUCUAUGAAACAAACAUAUUUAGUUCACUAUUAUAUAGUGGGUUAUAUUAAAAGAAAAGAAGAAAAAUACCCAAUUUCUCUUGGCAGAUUUACAUAUUUCAUACCCAGGUAUCUGGGAUCUGAAUUUGAUCUUAAUGAUAAAAGUUGCCAUCAAUUAACUAUAUAGGUUUGGAGCAGGAAGACUUUGAUUUGUGGCAUAAGACAUUGCCUUAUGUAGCUAUUGCUGGUUUCAGGUAAAUUGCCAAUAAAUUGUAUACAUUUACUGAAGAAAAAUAAAAGCAUUUGAAAGGGAGAGAAAACAAAAACAAAUUGGGAUGUAGUGCUGAUGUUUCUUUUAGUCUGAUGUGGUAUCCAGUGGUUAUUACUGCUCUUGGCAAGUGUCUCUAGUCAGUGUGACUAGAUGAAAGGCGCCUGUGGUUAGGAUUUGAUUUUUUUGCAAGCUGUAUAUAGUUAUUUUGAACUGUGAGAAUAUUGUAUAUAUUUGGUCACUAAUAUGGACAUUUGAAAUGUGUAAAUAAACUAGAAAAGAAUGAGUGAAUUAUCACUACUUUGUGUGUGUGUGUGUGUGUGCUGGUCCUGAGGUUUGAACUCAGAGCAUGGGUGCUGUCCCUGAGG